ACACAUUACUCAGUCCUCUUUAGUUUCUUCCGUUUUUGGGUAUUGGAAUUGGGACGAUAUCAAUUAUAUUUCUCAGCUGCUUUGUUCAUGUGAAAAAAGGAAAAAGGAGAGAUGGAGUUUAUAAACUCGUUUUUGAAUUUGGUGGUGCCACCGGCGAGUUUGGUCAUGCUGGCUUUCUCGUGGCCGGCAUUGUCAUUCAUCAGUGCUUGUGAAUGGAUUUAUAAUUCCUUCAAUACUGAAGAUAUGGAAGAUAAAGUCGUCAUUAUCACUGGAGCUUCCUCUGGGAUUGGAGAGCAAAUUGCUUAUGAAUAUGCAAAGAGGAAGGCGAAUCUGAUGCUGGUCGCGAGGAGGGAGAAUAGACUACGAAUGAUAAGUGAGAAUGCUAGGUUUAUGGGAGCUAAGCGAGUUAUGAUUAUGGCCGCUGAUGUUGUUAAAGAAGAUGACUGUCGACGAUUUGUUUCCGAAACUGUUCAGUUCUUUGGUCGAGUGGAUCAUCUUGUAAAUACUGCAAGUUUGGGGCAUACAUUCUACUUUGAGGAAGUUACCGAUACAUCGAUAUUUCCUCAUUUGAUGGAUAUAAACUUUUGGGGAAAUGUUUAUCCAACUCUAGUGGCUCUUCCGUACCUUCGUCAAAGUAAUGGUCGAGUCAUUGUUAACGCAUCGGUCGAGACCUGGUUGCCUCUGCCACGAAUGAGUCUGUACUCUGCUGCAAAGGCAGCAUUGGUGAACUUCUAUGAGACAUUGAGGUUUGAAGUGAAAGAUGAUGUUGGGAUAACAAUUGCCACACAUGGUUGGAUUGGAAGUGAAAUGACCCGAGGCAAGUUCAUGGUAGAAGAAGGUGCAGAAAUGCAACGAAAGGAAGAAAGAGAGGUGCAUGUGACUGGGGGCCCGGUCGAGGAGUUUGCAAAGUUGAUUGUGUCAGGGGCAUGUCGGGGAAAUAUAUACGUGAAGUAUCCAAGCUGGUAUGACGUCUUCCUGCUAUACAGGAUGUUCGCACCUAAUGUCCUGAACUGGACAUUCAGGUUACUACUUUCUGCAAACGGUUCGAGGAGGACGUCCCUUGUUGGAACAGGAAUGCCAGUAUAUGAAGGCAGUGUGAGCGGGAAGCCUCUUUUGGAGGGAGCAUCGCCUAGACGACUACUUCUUCCUGCUAAUUCGCCACAAAGCAGCCCACAGGCCCAGAAGCUAGAAUGAAAACCUUUCUUGCAUAGAGGUUACCACUGAUUUUGCUAUAAAAUCUUGUAUAUGAAUGUUUUGCUCUUCUGAUUUUAUAUGAUUAUCAGUUCAAUAAACAGUAUGCUUUUGAGGUCAUAUGUAAACUUCAAUAAAAGAAUCGAACAUUUUUUUUC
This is a messenger RNA of Cucumis melo (muskmelon), 1349 nucleotides long. RefSeq names its product 11-beta-hydroxysteroid dehydrogenase B. Bases 112 to 1194 code for a protein of 360 amino acids. The record is from RefSeq and is a predicted model, not a curated record. The transcript has 6 exons. NCBI's taxonomy places the organism in Eukaryota, Viridiplantae, Streptophyta, Magnoliopsida, Cucurbitales, Cucurbitaceae. Gene Ontology annotation, molecular function: oxidoreductase activity.